Molecule: messenger RNA, 561 nt
Organism: Striga hermonthica
Lineage: Eukaryota; Viridiplantae; Streptophyta; Magnoliopsida; Lamiales; Orobanchaceae
Source: the annotation of a GenBank genome assembly
AUGCUGCGUGACGUGGUAGGAACCGUGGGUGUAUUAGUUCCGGUGAAGGACCUCUCCAAGAAUAGAAGGGCUAUAGGUUCCAUUAUUGCAAGCCAUCUCUUAACCCGCCUGUCCCAAAUAAAGGUCUGUGAGUGUGGUUACUUACUCUCGGUCACCAAAUUGCUCAACAUAUCACGAGGCCAAAUCCCGUUCGGCUCCCACCACAUUGCUUUUACAGUUGAGUUCCGUUGCCGGACCUUCCUGCCCGUCCAAGGUGAGAUAAUGAAUGGGGUCGUGCACAGGAUAAUGAGGCACGGCGUGUUUCUUAGGUCUGGGCCCAUGAACAUUAUAUACCUGUCUCUCAGGCUGAUGCCAAAUUACCAUUUUGUCCCCGGCGAGAAUCCGGCCCAUGUCCGGGAGGACAUGUCUAGGGUUGAGAUUGGUGUUGUGGUUAGGUUCAUGGUUUAUGCUGUUAGGUGGGUAGAGGAUGAUGAGCUGAAGGAGGCCAGGGUGCUGGCGAGUAUAGACGGGGAUGGGCUGGGCCCACUGUCUUUGAACGGUCUCGAUGGGGUUGAAUUAUAG